Molecule: messenger RNA, 579 nt
Organism: Penicillium riverlandense
Lineage: Eukaryota; Fungi; Ascomycota; Eurotiomycetes; Eurotiales; Aspergillaceae
Gene: dprC
Product: protein dprC
Exons: 2
Coding region: 1-579 (192 amino acids)
Source: RefSeq, a predicted model, not a curated record
AUGAGUGCUACUAAAGCGACCGAUACUUCCAACCAAGGCGUCGCUCCUGGCUCCUCAACCGGGGCUCCCGGCGACCCAUCUGGUCUACGGGAUUCCCGAUCGCAGUACGACCCGUCGACUACAGGGUAUAAUUCAGCGACUGGCGCUGGGUACUCGACGUUGUCGGCAGGCGGGCCACAUCACCACCACCAUCAGCCGGCAUCCCCGUUAAACAGCUAUGACCAGGCCGCCAGCCAGGACAGUCGCAUCGAGCACGCACCCAGUACGGCGCAGCGAGUGAAGAUGGAGGAGGAGGCAGCCCAAACCAAGGGCUCGGAUUCCGGCAAGUUCGGCUCGGACACGCAGCGGCGGGCGAAUGCCGCCAGCGAGGAAUUCGGGCGCGGGGUAAUCGGUACAACCGCAGGAAUCCAUGGCGUGGGCGAGGCGCUCCGCGGCACGUUCAAUGCGGCCGUCGACAAGGCAGUUGGACACCAGGAGGGUGUUGAACGUAACCAGGAGAUUGCGCGAAAGGGCGAGCAAGAGAUCCAGUCGGGCCAAUUUACGGGCGAGAGCAAUGAAGCGCGACGAAAGCUAGCUUGA